Messenger RNA from Pseudonaja textilis, 3244 nucleotides. The record is from RefSeq and is a predicted model, not a curated record. Lineage: Eukaryota; Metazoa; Chordata; Lepidosauria; Squamata; Elapidae.
AACUGAGGAUAGGUGCUUAUUCUCUGUAAGCAUCUACCUCAAUAACUUUAAUAUCAUACCAUAUGUUAACAUUCAUUUAUCUGCACUUUACACUAACAGCAGAGACACCCAUGGGAGGAGUACAAGGGGAAACAAAACGAUGAAAGCAAUGUUGCAACAUUCUGAAGCAAGCCUUUUCUCCUUGUUAGGGGGACACAUGCACAUACUAUAUGGGUGAAGCUUGCAAUACAGUGUUGCUUUUGUCAUUCUGAUGAAAAAACAAGCACCUGAGAAUAUCCAUGUUUCAAACUGCUUGCCUCUGGAAAAAUAGCAAAGGUUACAGAGAUAGAGUGACAUUAUUCCUGCUUUUAUAGUCUAUCUCCUAAACAUUAUGGGUUUCCAGUGUGAGUUUCCCUCAGGAUGAUAGAAAACCUGAGCACACUGAAAGCCAAGCAUGACCAAAAUAUAUAGAGAUACAAUGAAUUGAAAAUUGAUAUUAUUCAUUUACUAUUAAUUGCUACUAUUUUUUAGAAAAGCAUUUUGCCUGUGUCCAUGUUAUGUGAAAUAUAUUUAAAAGGAGUUUAUUUUUGAAUAAAUUCCUGUUAAUGAUAUAUUCUAGAUUUUAACGGAUUUAAAAUGACUUGCUAAUUGUAUGAAUGAGGGUGAUCAUUUAAAAGAAAAGCCAAAGGGAAACUGUUAUAAGCAAAGCCCUUUAUAUGUUCAAUUACACCAGAGCUGACCUAUAAUCAUGGAUUGAUAAUUGCAAAGAAAGGGCAGUUCUAGAAAGAAAAAUACCCUACUUGAUAAAAGACUUUAGGCAAAGGUAGAAAGAAUUCUCUUGGACAAUUUUUAUUCUAUGAUGUUAUUGCCAUUAGAAGAACCUAAGACUUUCUUAAAGUGUUGAAAUUAGAUUGUUUUAAUCCCACUAUAGAAUUGGAACAUUCUAUUGAUUACCUGGGUGCUGGUAUUGAAUGCCUUUCUGAGAGUACUGAAAAUAUUGAAUGCCUUUCUGAGAAUACUGAAAAUAUGAACAAUACAAUCCAUGAGGAAGAUUACUUGACAAAUAAAGGAAUCAGUGAGAAGCCUAAAGAACAAAUUAAAAUUACUUGUGAGAAAACAGCAAAUAACCAUAUGAAAUCUGAAAGGGAUUCUGUAUUGUUACCAGCGAUCAGCACAGGUGACUUGGAUAAGUACAAUGCUAGUAAUGCAGAAAAAACACCAAAACUUAAUAUAUCUUCUAGUCAGAAUGUAGAUAUAAAUAUUCAUAUUGAUGAAAACAUUAAUAAUCUACUUCUGAGGAGAGCUUUAAGUACUGAAAAUUCAGUUAGAGGUGUACAUGAAAUGCCUAACAAACACUUUGAUAAAUAUAGUUCCAAACUGAAAGAAAUGAAUACAAAGGUUUUGCUUCUGGACUCUCAAGAUCUACAUGAAUCUGAAAUUGGAGACAUGACAAUUAAUGAAGUUGCUAAAGUUAAACAGGUAAACUUACAUACUUCCAAAGAUAACAGUGAGCAAUUUACUGACUUUUUUAAGGAAGAAAAAGAAAGAGAAAAAUCAUUGAAUACAAUAAUGAGGAAAAUAACUGUGGAAGGAAGCACAAAAAAAUCAUGUUCUUUGCUCAUGAAGCCAACAGAAAAUUUAAUAAACAGAAACGGAAGACUAUCCUUUGACCUUCCAGUUAUGGAUAAAAAAACAGAAUACUUACAUUUAUCAAGAAAAUGUCAAGAUGAAGUUCAAAUAAUGCCUCUCUCUUUGAAGGAAAGGCUUCUCUCCCAAGAUAUAAAAAAUGCUCAGAGCUCAAGAAAAAUUGAUAAGAUUAUAAACAUGCAUAGUGAUGUAAGUCAAGAAAUACCAGUUUCCGCUUGCAGUAGUAGAAAUGCUGACUCUUUGAAUACCGGAACUAUUAAUCCAAUCCCCAAGAGAAAUCCCAGUGCAGAAUGGAAUGCAAUAGCAAACAAUUUUUAUGAUCCUUCUUUUCCCACAGAACACGUAAGUCAAUUAAAAAUAUUGUAGAACAGACCUUGGUGAGCUAACUCCAGAGCUAUGUAUAGAAUUGUAUGCAUCUUGAUGCUUUAAGACUGACUUGAUCUCCACAAUAGUAUUCAAGAGGGCAAAUGUGGCAACAUUUUUCACAAUUAAAGUUGAUAGAAAACAGCAGAAAAAAGUCAUAGCAUAUAAAUCAAAUCAAUCACAUCUUAUUUGAAGACAAGAUCUACAUAAAAACUUUUAAAGUAAAAAAAAAAUCAUGAAUACAAUAUUUGUGUUCAUUUUCUAAUUAUUAUAACAGAUAUAAGCAAUUUGUAAGUCUGAAUGAAAUAUAAUACAAUUUAUAACACUGACUUUAUUUUUUUUCUUCUACGUUCAUUAUCUGAUUACUAAAUCUAAAAGUAAUGUUGAGUAUGUUAUGCAGGCUUCUGUUUAAGCAACAGCUUUCUACAAGUUGGAACAGAAUGGAAAAAUUAUACUCAUCUACAGGAAAGGGUCAUAGAUUUAUAUAAUUGCAAGAUCAUUGUCCAAAUAUUUGCUAUGCCAUUCUUGUGUAAAAUAAUAUAAUAAAAAGUAUGGCCACAUAAAAACCUCAUUUGCCAAAAAUGUGUAAUAUACUUCCUGGUAACAAUAUUAAGUUCAAACAGAACCUUCAAAUAGAACCUGCUUCAACUUCUAGGUAGCCAGGACUAGAACAAGAAACUAAACUUGUAUGCAAAAGAAACUAAACUUGUAUUUAACAAACAAGUGUAAAUUCUUUUCAGAAAACGAAGCUUGGGAUUACAAGGAAUCUAUGUUUAAGACCCAAGAAGCACCGUGGAAAGCAAAGCUCAGGCAUUGUGUGGGCAUAUACUUCUGCAGAAUUUAUAUUCUCUGCAGCCCAAUCCAGAAUGACCACGAAAAUAUUCAAAUUUCAAAAUAUUUUAAAUUAAAAUCAGAUUAUUCUACCCCCUCAUAGGCAUGUUAUUCUCUUGUCAAGUUGCCCAUGAUUCAAAUUUCAGAAUAAAUGAAACAGCAUCAGAAAACUUUCCAUGUUUGAAAUUGUUUGAACUCAAAGCAAUGAUUUGAGCAUAUGAGAGUUUGAAUUCAAAACAUGUUGCAUACUAUUUAUAUAUACACCCAUCUACAUAAUGUGUGUGUGUGUGUGUGUGUGUGUGUAUGUAUAUGUAUUCAAUUGCUAUUACAUUACUGUAGGAUGCAAAGGUGCCCCCUCUCCCCCAUUAUAGUAGCAGAAAGUCACAAAACACAAACCAGCCCUUGAGGAGCAAAAACAUUAUUA